GGCUCCAUUGUUCCUGCCUUGGGAGCUGAGCCUCCUUGCGACUGCCUGGAAAUAGCACCCAGAGCAGCCCCUGGCAAGGAGGCCGCACUGCAGAAGGGGCGGGACCGCGCGCCUCCCCUUUAAGGAGGCUGUCGAUGAAGUCACCGCUGCUUCGCCAGCGUCGGGGAUCUGCGAGGUUCGCCCAGUCCAGCCGAGGGCAGACGACGACAACAACAACAACGAAGGCGGCAGCAGGCGGAGGAAGCGGCGGAGGCGGUGACAGUCGGCUCGGAUUGCCCGCAGGCACCUGCUGCCCCACAACAAGCAGGCCCUCUUAGGCGGGUGCCCCCCGUGCAUCGCCGGAGCGCCCCUGGAAAGCUCUGUGCUGCCCACCGGGACCUUUGCCGUGCGCGGCGGUUCGAGUGCCGGCGACGCUUUUGUUGCCCCCAACCCCGGCCGAGAUGCCUUCGGACCGGCCUUUCAAGCAGCGGCGGAGCUUCUCGGAUCGUUGUAAAGAGGUGCAGCAGAUCCGAGAGCAGCAUCCAAACAAAAUUCCAGUCAUUAUUGAAAGAUACAAGGGGGAGAAACAGCUGCCUGUGCUGGAUAAGACCAAAUUCCUAGUUCCUGACCAUGUCAAUAUGAGUGAAUUGGUAAAAAUAAUCCGGCGCCGGCUGCAGCUGAAUCCCACCCAGGCCUUCUUCCUGUUGGUGAACCAACACAGCAUGGUGAGCGUUUCCACCCCCAUCUCUGAGAUCUACGAGCAAGAGAAGGACGAGGAUGGCUUCCUCUACAUGGUUUAUGCCUCGCAGGAGACCUUUGGCUACUGAGCAUACAACACCAGAGGACUGAUUCCAAACUGUUGCAUUGAUACCCCUGCCCCCCAACUCUCCCCGUCUUGGCAAACCAUACAGAGAGAGGGUUGUGGCCCAGAAGCAACACAAGAACCAUCUGUGCUCCUCCACCCUUGCUCAGUGUGUGUGUUUGUGUGUGACCCACAAGUCUCAACUCUUCCCUGCCAUUGCCUCUUCGCCUUGCGUGUGGCCCUCCCUGGUCCAUCCAUCCCACCUUCCCCACCGCUCUCUUUCUCUGUGUUGUCAUUAUGUCCUUUUUUUAGUCCAAUGCCAAACUGACAGGGCUUGCAGGCAGAGGAAGAAAAUAAAUCAUUUCCUUGACUGCUAGAGCAGGGCUGGGCUGGGGGUGGGCUGGUCCACUGAACCUUUUAUUAAAGGGCAGAAAGUCUACAGCGGCGGGAAGUAAGUAUCAUUGCUCCUGAGUUUUAAUUGAUUUUAAUUACUUGCAUAUCAAUUCUUGGUGCUACAAAGUAGAUGUAGGUGUCUCUACAAGACUGUGUAUAAUGUAUAUCUUUUAGGUUUAUUUUAUUGUUUUUUAAGCAGGAUGGGGAAUAUAAUUUGCUUGUAUUAUGUAGAUUCAAACAAACCCAAGCUUCUUUGCACUUUAAAAUGUAGUAGAAGUGAGAGUGGAAUUAGGUUAAUUUUCACACAUCUGUACCCUGUGCUGCUUCUCUGUUGAUAUUUGUACUUGCCUUUUAAGGUGGCUGGUUUUUUAAAAAAAGAAAACAAGCCAGCCUCUCUUUCCUUUCUUGGUCUCUUGCAUGCAUGGGAUUGUGUUUUCUUCCUCUUCUUUUAGUCUUGUUUUCAUAAACAGACCAUUCACUCACGGAAUGUACUGAUUUAUAUUGCUACUUUUUUUCCUUUUUAAAAAUUUUACGAUACCAAAAAAGCGUGUAUGAAAGGAAAAAAAACCCACCCAAUUGAAUCUAUACAAAUAUCUAUAUAAAUAAAGAUAAAUUAAAAUUG
Hemicordylus capensis (graceful crag lizard) is the source of this 1796-nucleotide messenger RNA. RefSeq names its product microtubule associated protein 1 light chain 3 alpha (gene MAP1LC3A). Gene Ontology annotation, cellular component: autophagosome membrane; autophagosome; cytosol. Gene Ontology annotation, biological process: macroautophagy; autophagy of mitochondrion; cellular response to nitrogen starvation. The transcript is spliced from 4 exons. The record is from RefSeq and is a predicted model, not a curated record. Bases 441 to 806 code for a protein of 121 amino acids. NCBI's taxonomy places the organism in Eukaryota, Metazoa, Chordata, Lepidosauria, Squamata, Cordylidae. Gene Ontology annotation, molecular function: ubiquitin protein ligase binding.